AAAAAAGGUCAGUUUUUUGGCAGUGAACAAACAAAAGUAUGAAAAGACGGAGGACGUUCGUGUUCACUGCCUGAAACAGCAGCACAAACUCUCCUUUGUUCCCUUUCGCCUCCAUCACGUCUCUCAUCACUUCUGCAGUUUGGAUAGAAUUUAACUUCGCUAACGAGAUAGCAACACAGUGACGGUUAAUUCUUAAAAAAAAACCCACGUCUCUGUAAUUCAUUUAGAACGAGGAAACAGUCACUUCUUCAUCCAUAAAACCCUCUCUUUGUUUCUUUAUCAACCGGUCAAUAAAUGAACCGUGGGACGUUGGUGUAUUGACAGAGUGAGACGGUGAUAAGCCCGCGGUGCGCUGUCCAGUAAGCGGUCGAUAAAGUCAACUGGAAGUUCCUCUCGGAACGCUGCUGCAGCAGACACAGCCGGGACUGUGGGGCAGAAAGAGUGAGUCAUGAAACUGCUGGAGACGCCCACGUGUGGUCACACGGAGUGACUGCGUGGAACAACUUCUCUAUUCACCAGGAAACGGUUGAUCCUCGGCAGGACCUGGCUGAAGAUCUGUCCUCAGAGCUGAGCGGCAACUUCAAGAGUGUAGUCCUAGGUCUGUUGAUGCUGCCCCCUGUGUACGACGCCUAUGAACUGAGAAAUGCCAUAAAGGGCGCGGGAACAGACGAGGCGUGUCUCAUCGAUAUUCUGGCCUCCAGGUCAAACGCUGAAGUGAAAACCAUCAGCUCCUUCUACAGGAAAGAAUAUGGGAAAGACCUGGAGAAGGACGUGUGUGGAGACACGUCAGGAAUGUUCCAGAGAGUUCUGGUCUCUUUACUCUCGGCCGGAAGAGACGAGACGGAGAAGGUGGACGACGCCCAGGCUGUUAAAGACGCCAAGGAGAUCUACGAGGCCGGAGAAGGUCGCUGGGGCACGGACGAGGUGAAGUUCCUCACCGUGCUCUGUGUGAGGAACAUGAAACAUCUGCUGAAAGUGUUCGACGAGUACAAGAAGAUCGCAGGAAGAGACAUCGAGGACAGCAUCAAGAGGGAAAUGUCCGGCUCUCUCCAGGACGUCUUCCUGGCCAUAGUGAAGGUGAUAAAGAACAAGCCCGCGUUCUUCGCUGAGCGUCUCUACAAAUCGAUGAAGGGCCUGGGGACCACGGACAGCAUCCUCAUCAGAGUGAUGGUCUCCAGGGCGGAGAUCGACAUGUUGGACAUCAAGGCGGAGUUCCUGAAGAUGUACGGCAAGACGCUGCACUCCUUCAUCAAGGGGGACACGUCUGGAGACUAUCGCAAGAUCCUGCUGGAGCUGUGUGGAGGCGAGUGAAGAAGAGGAGCAGACGACGACCACCACCACGACCACGAUGACGACACAACGUCGUCUUUUACUCUGUCUGUUUGUUUUUUUUCCAUGUUGAUUCUCACGCGGCCUCACAUUUCACUAAUUGACCUCCGCGCCUCGUUGUUUUGUGAUUUAAAGCAAAGAUUUGUUACCUUUUACACUC
Molecule: messenger RNA, 1489 nt
Organism: Cynoglossus semilaevis (tongue sole)
Lineage: Eukaryota; Metazoa; Chordata; Actinopteri; Pleuronectiformes; Cynoglossidae
Gene: anxa4
Product: annexin A4
Exons: 10
Coding region: 607-1311 (234 amino acids)
Biological process (GO): negative regulation of coagulation
Cellular component (GO): nucleus; cytoplasm; plasma membrane
Molecular function (GO): phosphatidylserine binding; calcium-dependent phospholipid binding; calcium ion binding
Source: RefSeq, a predicted model, not a curated record